Plutella xylostella (diamondback moth) is the source of this 3208-nucleotide messenger RNA. RefSeq names its product TBC domain-containing protein kinase-like protein. The record is from RefSeq and is a predicted model, not a curated record. Gene Ontology annotation, molecular function: protein kinase activity; ATP binding; GTPase activator activity. Gene Ontology annotation, biological process: activation of GTPase activity; protein phosphorylation. NCBI's taxonomy places the organism in Eukaryota, Metazoa, Arthropoda, Insecta, Lepidoptera, Plutellidae.
GUUUCCUUCCUGUUUUGUUUGUUUACAUUUUCGGAUUUUUAUAAAACGUAUUUUAUAGUGAAAGUAAAAUGAGUGAAGACCAUUGUAGGUUUGCCGCGACCACAUAUUUUGCUAAGAAUCAUCCCGGAGAGACUUGUGGUAGCAAUGGCUUACCACUUACACCGAGUUCCAUUACGAUACUGGGCAGGGCGCAGAAACUUCUCACCAUCAACCACACGAAUCUAUGCACGUAUUUAGAUGUAAUACGUGAAAAACAUGAAAGGAUCAUAGUAGUCUCAGAGGUAGGAGGCAAACCUCUGAAGGACUUAAAUUACAAGUUAUCUUACGAGAACAUAUCCAACGUUGGUCGGCAAGUGUCUUCUGCCUUGGAGUACCUGCACGAGAUGCAGUUCACGCACCGCACCCUCGCGCCGGACAACAUACUGCUGGAUGAACAGAACCGGGUGAAGCUGUUCAACUACGGCAUGUUCUACAUGACUGGUGGAGGGAGUGAUGUGUCAUUUCCACUUGGGCUGCCCAAGUACCUAAGUCCAGAGACAAUCCUCAACGGCGGAGGUCCGUCCUCAGACGUGUGGAGCCUCGGCAUCAUCCUGCUGGAGCUGUGCCUCGGGCCGCUGUGGACGAACCUGAAGCCGGGGCCCGUCCUGCGCAGGAUCCUCACCCUCGUACACUCCAACAAUGCACCCGAGAGGAUCGCGAGGGAACAUGACUGCUAUGACAAGUAUAUGAAAAUACCAGAAAACCUGAGAAACAUAAUAGAGAAAUGCCUGAAAAUGAUGCCGAGUGAAAGAGCUACACCAUCAGAGCUUGUGGAGGAAUUCUCCCAAGUGCCGUGUACUGAGGUAUUAGAAGCGCCGCCGCCGCGCGGGCUGGCGGGCUGCCGGCUGCAGUUCGUGUACCACUGGUGGCAGCUCGCCGGCGGGGACGUGCUCGCCGAGCUCAAGACGCAGGGGCUAGUGAAGAACAGCCCGCCGAUACUGUCCAUGCCCGUCGCGGUCCUACUAGACGGCUGCACACUGGGCGGCAAGACCCCAGCCCUGUUCGACCGGCGCGUGGCUCACUAUACACUGGACCGCCUCCGCGCCCGCCUGGCCCACGUACCGCCCGCGCACUUCCACCCACUCAUGCAUGAGCCCCGACACACCGGGGACGCCGUCAGCCUGCCCCGGAUCAUUAGAGAGAGGGAUACGGAAUACCAGUUUUACAGGAUACUGUGGUUCCAGAGGCUUUUGGAUGGCUACCCCCACACAGCAGACCUCAUCAAGCAGGAAGCAGCCACCGACAUCCCUCCUUUACUCCGUGCGGCGGUGUGGGCGGCCCUACUGGGGGUGCGUGGAGACGUGAAGGAUCAGUACGAGAGGGUUGAUAAGGAGACCCCCACGCCUACUGACCGACAGAUAGACGUAGACAUCCCCCGCUGCCACCAGUACAGCUGGCGUCUAGCCGGCGGCGGCGCACACGCGGCCCUAAGACGGCUGCUCAAGGCGUGGCUGGCGACGCACCCGCCCGCCGUCUACUGGCAGGGCUUGGACUCGUUGACUGCCCCGUUCUUGUACUUGAACUUUUGUGAUGAAGCGCGCGCCUUCGCCUGCCUAUCGGCCUUCAUCCCGGCCUACUUACACCAGUUCUUCCUGAAGGACAACUCGCAGGUGAUCCGCGAGUACCUGGCGAAGUUCCGUCAGACCGCAGCGUACCACGAACCGGCGCUGGCGGCGCAUCUAGCCGAUAUAGGCUUCGUGCCGGAGCUGUUCGCUAUACCCUGGUUCUUGACUAUGUUCUCACACGUGUUCCCCCUCCACAAGAUCUUCCUAAUCUGGGACGCGCUGACGGCGGGCGGCGCGCGGCUGCCGCUGGCGCUGGGGGCCGCGCUGCUGCGGCGCCUGCGCGGGCUGCUGCUGGGCGCCGGCUUCAACGAGUGCAUCCUGCUGUUCUCCGACCUGCCCGAGGUCGACAUACCGGGCAGUGUUGAGGACGCCCUGGAGAUGUCGCGCAAGACGCCGCCCAGCAUCAGCUACCGGCGCUUCGCCAACCAGCCGCCCGUCACCGACCCGCUCGACAUGGUGGAGAUCCCCCUAGACGCUCUCCUCACGGAGACCAGCCCCCGCAUCAGCAUCCGCGACGUGGUCACGCUGGUGCAAGAGGACCGCUGCACUGUCGUCGACAUACGCUCCAAUUUGCUGUUCGAAAAGCAGUGCGUCCGCGGCAGCAUCAACAUGCCGUACAGCGGGGUGCAGCUGGGGACGCGUGAGCUGCGGGGGCCGGGGGGCGAGGCGCUGCGGCGCGCGGGGGCGCGGGGGACCACGCUCGUCGUGGCGGGGGACGAGGACGCCGCCGCCGUGCUCUUCAGCGACUACCUGGUGAAGUGCGGCGUGGCCCGCGUUUGCGUGCUUCACGGCGGGCUGGGGGCGCUGCACACGCACGCGCCCGGCCUGUUCACGCAACGUGUGGCGUAGGGGGCGGCAAAGCGGAGAUAAGGGGGCGCCAACGCGGCGCGUAGGGGUGCUUGUGAGUGUGGUGGGCGCACCGGACCUGUAAGGAUAGUGAAUUAUUACUUAUAAAGAAUUUUAUGAAGUGGUAGGUAACGCUAACAAUGCUGUAGCAUUGAGUCUGAUUGAGAAUUAUAUAAAUUGUAUUAACUAUACUUACAAAGUUUGUACAGCAAUAGUAUUUAAGUAGGUAUAGUAGAAUGCUAAUUGAACUACAGACUAACUAUUAAUUAUUAUAACUAAGUUAUAACUGUACUGCUUCUCCCAAAAAUGGGAUAUUUUUAUAUAAGUGCCGUCAUCAUCAGUCUAACAUCUAUCAUAAUCGAAAACAUUCCAAGUCACUGUUUACCAUUUACCAGAGCCAAAAUCGACUGACUGUCCUACAAUUCUUAACUAUGAUGAAUUGAUGACAAAAUGUAUCUGCCUACUUACAUACAGAGAUUGUUAUGUAUAAAUCUAAUCAUGAACAUUAUCUAUUUUAUUUACUCGCGACUUCCCAGUGAGAUGAUGAGUCACGCACUGAUUUGUAACGAUGUAGGUAGUCAGAGAAUCUCGGGAACUCCGUUUCGAGCUAGUUUCUUAUCUGUGAUGUCAAUGUAAAUAAUGUAUUUAGAACUAGGGUUAAGAGCAAUUAUUUAUAUGCAAUCAAUAAAUUUUAAUGAGUUCUGUAAGUAACCACAUCGGCUCGUGUAAGAUAUUAAUAAAGUGGAACGACACAGAAA